CUCCACCAGUGGUGGCUGGCCUAUAGGGGGCGCUAGGGCGCCGCCCCCCUGAUAAGAAGGGGGGGAAAGGGGGAUGGCCAAUAUAUAUUCUAGAUUAUUAUUUUUUUUAUUAUUUUAAUUUUGUUAAAAAAUGUAAGUUUUACAUUGUGGUUUUUUUUCUAUAUGCAAUUCAAAUAAUUUAAAAUACUUUCCCAUAUACUGAGUCAUUAAAUCCACAGAUUUGAACCCUUUCUGUCUUGGGGCGCUAAGUCCGAGCGCCCGAGCAGUGCAGCUAAAUAGCCAGUCACGUACCGUUGCUAGGGCAAAUUAAUAAAAAAUAUAGCCAAUCAGUGUCGCAGAAUUUUAUGCGCUUGGGGCGCUGAAAAUAUUGCCCUUUCAUCAGCAAGUGCCGCGAGAUUUUAGCUAUAAAAAAAAAGAAUAGUGUGGUUUCAUUCAGAGGUAUGAUGGCGAACUUAACGAGCGAGAUGCUGCUGCCCCCUAAUUCGGUGAGAUCCUUACAGAUGUAUCCAUUUGCAAGAAGGACAAUGGAAGAGAAAGUCCAAGUUAAGGAGUUAGGACCCGACAAGCCCGACCUUGUGAUCAGUCAACAGACGAAGGAGAAAAGUAAAGUCUACAAGCGGAGUUUUUGUAGGAGUUGGUUCGAGCGCAAGUCAUGGCUGACAGGCUGCGGAGUAGCCAAUGCACUUUUCUGUUUUCCCUGCCUUCUGUUUAAAAGUGACAAAUGUGAUUUGACAUGGACACAGUCAGGACAAACUGACUUGAAGCACCUCUCUGAACGGAUCAAGAAGCAUGAACGUUCAAGUCUUCAUAUGGAAAACUGCAUCAAGCUAGCAGUGCUAGGAAAGAUUAGCAUAGCAGCACAGCUGGAUGACGGGCACCGCGUCGCGGUAAGAAGACACAAUGAAGAGGUUGAUAAGAAUCGGCAUAUUUUAUCCAAGCUCAUUGACUGCAUUAAGUUUUGUGGUGCUUUUGAACUGGCAUUGCGGGGACACGAUGAAAGGGAUUCUUCAGAAAACCCGGGAAUUUUCAGGGGUUUGGUCGACUUAAUGGCAUCCAUUGACCGGGACUUGAACGAUCACCUUGAAAGUCGCGCUGUCAACACAGUGUAUGAACACAAGGCUGAUCUGCUCAUGUGUUGUGAGACCAUUCGGAAUAGCGCUGAAUUUGACAGCCCGACAAAGAGAGAGGCUGGCGGCUACGUGAGAAUGCUGGAGGAUGAUGCUUUUUGUUUUUUCCUGGCCCUCUUCCACCAAAUAAUGCCACACGUGGACAUGCUGUACAACCAGCUGCAGAAAAGAAACAUUGAUUCUGUCUACAUAUCAGAAAUCAUCCAGAGAUUCAUUGAGAGCAUGCAAGCCAUCAGGGAAGCUGUUCCCUCUCUAGCUGAGGGCCAGGAGGACAGGAGACCUGAACACGAGCCGCCCACGAAAAAACGGAAGAACAUUGGGACAAGACCGGCAGCACCAUUUGGCAACUGAGGUUUGUGACACCAUUAUGUGUCAUGCCAAGGAGAGGUUCUCCUUCACCAAGCACCUGGUCAGCGCCACUCUGCUCCAAGGAGACUUGUUCCCACAACACAGCCAGACGUUCCCAGAUUCAGCACUGGAUACCACAGUGGAAGCCUAUCCCUCUCUGGACAAGGCCAGACUGAAAACCGAGCUUUCCAUGAUCUACGGCAAUGAGGAGUUCCGGAGUUGCAGUGGUGCACUGGCUCUCUAUCAAGUUCUGAUGGAGAAUAAUCUUCAGGACACAUUUACAGAAACUGUAAGUCUUCUCAGCAUCCUCAUCACUACACCGAUGACGACAUCAGAGUCAGAGAGAUGCUUCUCCACUCUGAAGAGGAUAAAAACUUUUCUCAGGAAUGCUAUGGGACAAGAUCGCCUCAACGCUCUGGCAAUGCUCUCCAUAGAGAAAAAACUAACCCGGGACAUCCCUGAUUUCAACACCAGAGUCAUUGAAAAAUUUGCAACCCAGAAAGACAGAAGAGCAAAGUUCCUGUACAAAUAAGAACUGGCAUGCUAACCCCUUCAAUCAGCAUAUUUCACUCAGUUUAUAAACACAAACACACUCCUCUUUCAGUCACUCACUCACUCACUCACUCAUACACUCUGUUCAUUUUUUUCUAUUCAUCCGAUCACACCCUGUAAUUGUUGUUGAUUAUUGUAUUUGAUACCUUCUUUUUUUU
Messenger RNA from Melanotaenia boesemani (Boeseman's rainbowfish), 2185 nucleotides. RefSeq lists its product as uncharacterized. The transcript is spliced from 4 exons. The record is from RefSeq and is a predicted model, not a curated record. Bases 441 to 1478 code for a protein of 345 amino acids. Lineage: Eukaryota; Metazoa; Chordata; Actinopteri; Atheriniformes; Melanotaeniidae.